AUGCUCCCGGGUGGCCGCAGGCCUUCUCAAAUCUUUACCAGCACCCAGGUGAGGACGACCCGUUUCCCCGAAUCGGGUGACGGCGCCCGAUGGUCCAGUCGGGGGGAGCUGACCGGCUGGAGGCCGGGACCCAGCAUCCGGCAGAGGAGAAGCGAACCUAAGCUUAGGCCUAGCUGCUUCUCGCGUCCUCCCGGGCCUGCCAUGCUCGUCAGAGCUAACCAGAAACCCAGUAGCCCCGACGGGCAAGGCACACCGCAGCUCCACCCCGGUGCCCUAGUGCGCACCACGGGCACACCAGGGGCACAGCUACCACCACCACCCCCGCGAGGUGUCUCCUUCUCCCCACCCGGAGCCCCGGCUGAAGACGACUUUCUUCUACAGCCAGGAGGCAUUCUCCACGUCUUCCGCGCUGCUGGAGGCCUCGCGAGUCCUUCCCACCUCCCUUCCUUGGACGGCGGCGACCGGGGGCCCCUCCACACCCACCCUGGCCGGGGAGGGGGGGAGGGAGGGCUCGGGCCCCUCUCUGCUCAUUGGCUGAGCGAGGCGUCGGGUGGAAUUCUGCAUCUCCUGGCUCUCGAUGACCUGGCCCGCACGCCUAUGGACCCGGACCCCGUUCCGGGCCCGGCUGGCCCUGGCUGUGACCAGCACCCGGACAGGACAGCCAAGCCUGUCCCUGGCAAACCAGUGUCGCCCAGUGCUGCCGCCCCCACUGCCUGUGACCCUCCCCUAACUUCUGCAAAGUCUUCCCUCAGCACAUCCGGCAAACGCCAGGCAGGACCCGGGCGAGGACGGCGCCAUGAGCACCGCCACACCCCCGCUGCAAGGGGCCAACAGGCGGCGCCACACCAGGAACCGCACGAGGGGGCCGGCGGGGACCUCCCGACCCGCGCCCCUUUCCCACGGGUGGAAACGGGCAGAGUCCGAGACCCGUGUCCACGCCCUGCGGGAAGCCGCAGCUUUGGGAGCAAGCCCGCCCUCUCCGGGCCGCCCCGGGCGGAGGCGUCCCCACCCCCUGCGUCCGGGGCCCCGAGGGCGCGGGCGCGCGGGAGCCGCUCUCCUCUCCUGGGCCCCACAGCCAGCGUCCAGGGCGAAGCAAAUCCCCCCGCGGAGCGCGAGGCUCGCUCCCGCCCCGCCGCGCCCCGCUCCAGACCCUGGGGAUUCCACAGGAGUCCCCGCGCCCCGCCAAGGCGCCCCGCCAAGGAGCCCCGCGCCCCGCCACGGGCCCCGCACCCCGCCAAGGCGCCCCGCACCCCGCCAAGGCGCCCCGCACCCCGCCAAGGGGCCCCGCGCCCCGCCAAGGCGCCCCGCCAAGGCGCCCCGCCAAGGAGCCCCGCGCCCCGCCACGGGCCCCGCACCCCGCCAAGGCGCCCUGCACCCCGCCAAGGCGCCCCGCACCCCGCCAAGGAGCCCCGCCAAGGAGGCCCGCGCCCCGCCAAGGGGCCCCGCGCCCCGCCAAGGAGCCCCGCGUCCCGCCAAGGCGCCACGCCAAGGAGCCCCGCGCCCCGCCAAGGGGCCCCGCGCCCCGCCACGGGCCCCGCACCCCGCCACGGGCCACGCGCCCCGCCACGGGCCCCGCACCCCGCCAAGGGGCCCCGCGGCGGGGAACCCCCGCGCCGCCGCAGUUUCCCUGGAAGGCGAGGGAGGGGCCGCGGCGGGGACGCCAGGGGCCGGGCCCCGGGCUGCGCACGGUCGUCCCGGGCCCCGCGGCGGCCGCCCUCCCCCGCCCCCGCCCCCGACUCACCGGCCCCCAGGUCCCCCGGCGCCGCAGGGCAGAAGAGCAGCGAAGCGCCCGGCAGCCCAGAGCAGAGCUGA
Molecule: messenger RNA, 1812 nt
Organism: Perognathus longimembris pacificus (Pacific pocket mouse)
Lineage: Eukaryota; Metazoa; Chordata; Mammalia; Rodentia; Heteromyidae
Product: basic salivary proline-rich protein 1-like
Exons: 5
Coding region: 1-1812 (603 amino acids)
Source: RefSeq, a predicted model, not a curated record